UCAGGUAGCAGGCAGGAACACUGAAUUAAAUCACUGUAACAAAGGUUAAGGUUCCUUUCUCCCAACGUAACAUAACAAUACACGAUGUGUAUGCAAGAUGUACAAGAUUAUCGUAUUAAAGACAACUGUCAAAAUCAAGCAGUUCAACUAUUAAAAACGAAAAAAGAGAAGCAGGGAUAAAAAAAAAAAAAGAGAGGACCAUCCGAUACCCGGUACGCAUCGCAGUGCAACUAGGCGGAGGGGCUAAAUAUAUACAUUCGAUUUAAGCGAGUGCAGAAAAGUUGGAAAGGAAUCAAGGAUAAGGGAAUUUUUAUAUACACUAGAAUUAGUCCGAUCCUGAAUAGAAAAUACCUUGAUAUUAUAAGAUGACAGGAAGCGAAGGAACACAAAAAUAUGAGAACCCUCAAGUAAUUGAGUUAAAGGAAAAAGGAAAAAAAGCAAUGAGUGAAAAACGCUAUGAAGAUGCCAUCCGCCACUACAAUAAUGCUAUUGCACUCGACCCUGACAAUUACAUUUUUUACAGCAAUCGUUCAGCCGCUUAUGCCCAUCAGGAAGAGUACAACCUGUCCUUGAAAGAUGCAGAAAAAUCAAUUGAACUGAAACCUGACUGGGCAAAGGGGUACUCAAGGAAAGGUGCGGCAUUGGUCUACUUGGAUCGCUUUAAAGAAGCAAAAGAAGCUUACGAGGAAGGAUUGAAGUUAGAUCCACAAAAUAAAGGAAUGAGUGAGGAAUUGGAGAAGUGCAUUCAACGAAUGAAAGAUCCUGCUUUAAGUCAGCCAUUGUCAAACCCAUUUGCCAUGCCUGGAGUAGAUGAUAAAUUAAAAUCAGACCCAAGAACCAGCCAGUACAUGGACAACCCAGAUUACCAAAAACUACUGGGGACACUAAAAAGAGACCCAAAAUCGCUUGGAAGGGAGUUAGAAAGUAAAGAAGUUAUGGAAAUUUUGAGUGUGUUACUUGGAAUUGAAAUAAAAAUUCCAUCAGAUGACGAUGAUGAUAAAGAAGAACUAUCUGUAGAUGCUGGGGAAGAACAACUCGCUGAUGCUACAGAGACACCACAUGCUAAGGAACCUCCAACUACAGAGGCUACAGGACAACCAGAUGCUGAGGAAGACCAACCUAAAGAUGUUAUGGACAAAUCACACGUUACACCUGUGCAAGUGGAAGAUGAGGGACGAGAAAGUGCAAAUAUUACUGAUAACUGCGAUAGUGAAGAAAAUAAUUUUGAUGAAAUAGAUGAUGAUGUCAGUGAUCACAAUGAGUCAUCAGAAGUUGCUCUUCCUAUACAAACAGAGGAACAUGAAUCAAAGGAAGAUAUGUACAGCAUGUCAUGUUCCUCUCAAUCUUUUCGGAAUACAUCACCUUCACAGCUUCCCUUCCAUGAUUGUACUCAAGAUGCUCAGGAGAAAGCAAAUGAUGCAAUGGUUUCUGCUGGUCCUAAUGAGAAAAUGGCUCCAGCAUCUGAACCAUCUUCUCUUAGCUCAACUGUCGAAAUACAACCAGAAUGUGACCAGAAGCAAAAGGACACCACGCAAGUAACUCAAACUGUUACUGAGAAGGAUCUGCCAGAGUCUGAUACACUUAGUUCUUCGGAAAAAGAUGGGAGCCAUGCUGUAUAUGAGAAAAAUGCAGAAGAGGCAGAAACAAUGGCUUCUUCAUUGGAUUCGAAGAAACCACCUUCUGAAGAAGAGAACGAGGUUCCAACAGAGGCCAAUCAUAAUGGAUAGAUUUCCCACACAGCAAAAUUUUGAUUCUUAUUUUAAGAAAAAAAAAAACUUAAAUUUAAAUUUUAUAAUCAAGCAUUAUAUUCUUAACAAGAAUUAUUUUUAAAAGAAUCUGAUUCCUGUUUAUGAAUAAACUUACUUGUUUCAGGCAUAUUUUUUCCCUUGAAAUAAGAAUAAUUAGAUCAUGUAAAUAAUGUUUAACUAGAAUCUCCACAAUGUGCAGAUAAUCUGCAAUCAAUAACUUUUAUUGACAUCAUCAAUUUACAAUCAGGAUACAGUCAAGCUACACAAAAGCCUAUAUUACAUAACCAAACAAAAUUGUGAGAGUAUAUUGGAGGUAAAACGUGCGACAUGGCCUCCUCAUAUCUACAGAGUAUGUUACAAAAGGUUAGCAUUUCAAAAGUGCCACUGGAAUAAAUGUCUCAACAC
This is a messenger RNA of Anneissia japonica, 2153 nucleotides long. RefSeq names its product hsp70-Hsp90 organizing protein 2-like. Gene Ontology annotation, molecular function: Hsp90 protein binding. The coding region runs from base 366 to 1727 and encodes 453 amino acids. The transcript has 6 exons. Lineage: Eukaryota; Metazoa; Echinodermata; Crinoidea; Comatulida; Comatulidae. The record is from RefSeq and is a predicted model, not a curated record.